UUGCAAAUCAAGAAACACAAAAACACAUAUCCAUCCGUCCAUUAUUUGAUCAAUAGAUAUCUCUCACUGCAUAUCAAGAACCAGUUUCCACGGUGGUUCUUGAUUCUUGCUGCCAGAUGCAUUUUUGUUUUCUUGAAGAUGAAAAGAUGUUGACUUUCUUAGUCAAAAUCCAAAACCCUUUGACCAUGCCAUUUAAUUUAGGAGAAAAUCGUUGUUAAUCAUCUCUCCCUUUAUUUGUCUCUAUCUUUUCUUUUCCCAAUCAUACAUCUAUUCAUUACCCCUCCACACACCCACACACACAAGAAGUAGCUACAUUUUAUAGUGUCAUCUUUUCCGCUUUAUUUUCAAAUUUCAUUUAAAAGGUGAGUAUCUUUUUUCCCCAAUGGAUCUUUAAUCUUGUUUAUUUGAUAUUUUUUUUUUUUUGGACCCAUAUAAGAUGAGGCAAAAUGGGUGUUUUUUUUACCGUCUUUGUUUUUUGGUAAUUUUUUUUCAAUGUGUAUUUUGUGGUGAUAAAGAAUCACUUUUGAGGUUAAAAUCAUCAAUUGAUCCAACAAAUUCACUUAAAUGGAAUGGAAGUGAUGUUUGCAAAUGGGAUGGUGUUAAAGAAUGCUUAAAUGGUAGAGUCUCAAAACUUGUUCUUGAAAAUAAAAAUUUACAAGGUACAUUAGAUUCAAGAAUAUUAAAUGAAUUAGAUCAAAUUAGAGUUUUAAGCUUUAAACAAAAUUCACUCUUUGGCAAAAUCCCAAAUCUUUCUGGCUUACAAAAUCUUAAAUCUCUCUUUCUUUCUUUUAAUAACUUUUCCGGCGACUUUCCGGCUAGUUUAACCACCCUUCACCGCCUUAAAACCAUUGUGCUUUCCAGCAACCAACUUUCCGGCGAUAUUCCGUCGUCAAUACUCAAUGUACAAAGAUUAUAUGUUCUUUACCUCGACAACAACAGAUUCACCGGAAAAAUCCCACCUUUAAACCAAUCCAGCCUGAAAUUUCUAAACUUGUCAAGCAAUCAACUUUCUGGCCAAAUUCCGGCGACCCCAGUAUUAGUCAGAUUCAACUCUACGUCGUUUUCCGGCAAUGUUGAUCUUUGCGGUGAUGCAUUCAACAUCCCAUGCAACAUUACUCCAACCCCAUCUUUUUCUCCGGCGAACCCACCUCUAACGGCCGGGAAAUCACACCGUCACCGGAAAAUCAAGAAAAUAGCCAUAAUCGCCGGUUCCGUUGGUGGGUUUUUGUUGUUAUGCCUGUUAGUCACACUCUUAGCGCUCUGCAUCAAAAAGACACAAAAAAACAAGUCUCCAGAGACAGCUACAAAAAAGUCAGAAAUUGCGGCGGCGCCACCCUCCGCCGCCGGAGCAGCAAGUAGCAGUGGCAAAACAGGUGACACCAGUGGCGAUGACGGCGGCGGCGGGAUUGGGAAGUUGGUAUUUUUUGGUGGCGGAGACUCGCCGGAAAUGAGUUAUAGUUUAGAAGAUUUAUUGAAAGCGUCGGCGGAGACAUUGGGUAGGGGGACGGUGGGCAGCACGUAUAAGGCGGUGAUGGAAUCGGGGUUUAUUGUUACGGUGAAACGCCUAAAGGAUGCCAGGUAUCCAAGGGUGGAGGAAUUCCGGAGACACGUGGACGUCAUCGGACGGUUGAGACAUCAAAAUUUGGUCCCACUUAGAGCCUAUUUCCAUGCUAAGGAAGAACGCUUGCUUGUAUACGAUUAUUUCCCCAAUGGCAGUCUUUUCUCGCUCAUCCAUGGAUCAAGAACAUCAGCUGGUGGAAAGCCACUUCACUGGACAUCGUGUCUCAAGAUUGCUGAGGACCUGGCUACAGGGCUUUUAUACAUCCACCAAAACCCUGGUCUUACCCACGGAAAUUUGAAAUCCUCAAAUGUCCUCUUAGGCUCCGAUUUUGAAUCUUGCCUUACGGAUUACGGAUUGAUGACAUUCAGAAACCCGGACUACCCAGAAGAAGCAAGCGCUUCCUCUCUCUUCUAUCGUGCUCCAGAAUGUCGUGACCCCAGAAAACCGCUCACUCAACAAGCGGAUGUCUACAGCUUUGGUGUUCUUCUGUUGGAGCUUCUCACUGGUAAAACUCCAUUCCAGGACCUUGUUAUGGAACACGGGUCGGAUAUUCCUAAAUGGGUCAAGUCAGUAAGAGAAGAAGAAACAGAGUCAGGUGAUGAGCCAACGUCUUCUGGGAAUGAGGCGUCAGAGGAGAAACUUACAGCUCUUCUGAACAUUGCCAUGGCUUGUAUUUCACUUGUCCCGGAGAAUAGACCGGUGAUGAAGGAGGUGUUGAGGAUGAUUCGGGAAACGAGAGCAGAAGCAGCUAUUGUGUCAUCUAAUAGCAGCGAUCAUUCACCAGGACGAUGGUCAGAUACUGUUCAGAGCUUGCCGAGGGACGAACAUUUAAGCAUAUGAUUCUUAAGUGGUCGAAUUUAGUGAAAUUUUAUUCUGUUUAUUUGUGUAGGAAGUAAAGUUUUUUUUUUCUUUCAUAUUUAUCAUUGAUUGGAAUCUUUUGCUAAUAUAGUUGUGUCAUGAUUUUUAAACAUAAUUAAGUGAUGUUGGAUAUAACUCGAUAAACAAUUAUGAA
This is a messenger RNA of Erigeron canadensis, 2573 nucleotides long. Its product is annotated as inactive leucine-rich repeat receptor-like serine/threonine-protein kinase At1g60630. Gene Ontology annotation, biological process: protein phosphorylation. Gene Ontology annotation, molecular function: ATP binding; protein binding; protein kinase activity. Lineage: Eukaryota; Viridiplantae; Streptophyta; Magnoliopsida; Asterales; Asteraceae. Bases 437 to 2401 code for a protein of 654 amino acids. The transcript has 2 exons. The record is from RefSeq and is a predicted model, not a curated record.